CUACAAGAAGAGUGAUGAUACCUAGACAAUGUCUUACCGAGGGUUUAUUGGCCGUCUCUCUAAGGAGGAGCAAGACUUCUGCGACAUUCAAAAUGCAGCUGCAGAAUUUUACCGGGUCAACAGAGUCCCCCAGGCAGUAGAGAGAGCUCUGAACGAGCUCUUCUUCCACCGGCCCGAGGACGUUCACGGUUACCUGGCAAAUUACUUUACAAACCUCUCUGCACCACCAAUGAUCAGCAGACUGAAGGGAAGGGAGGUUUAUGAUGCAAGAGGACAACCAUCCAUCCAGACAGAGGUCUUCUGCAUUGUCUGCAACAAGGAAAAGCGCAUGUCCUCAGCUGCCGUCUCCAGCCACUUUGGGCCGAAGGAGACUUCACUAAACUGGAGUCAGGAGAGGGCUGAUCAUGUGAUGACUGGUGUCCAGUGGAUCAAUGAACCUCUGAACAACAUGCUGAAGGUCCAAAACCCCUGUGACCAAUCAGAAGUCGACCAUAUACUCAGCAUUCCACUCAUUGUGCACAGCAAAAAGACCAACACUGCAGAGAAGCCAUUUCCUCCAGCAGAGCCACCAGAACCAGUUCUGCCUGGGAGCUCGGCCAUUGGCUCAGUGUCUCUGGCUGUGGCCAAAAGUGCGGCACAAAUACAGGAUAUCCCUCUCUACAAAUACAUAGCAGUUCUGAAGAAAAGAGAGGCUCCAACACAGUUUCACAUCCCCGUCUCCUUGGUAACUUUGCUGAGCUGUGGGAAGAAUUCUCCUGGAAAACUGAGUUUACUGGAGGAAGUCAUCCUGAUCCCCAAAGCAGGACAACGAGUCAGACAAAUCAUCACAAUGACCCUUGAGUUACAGAAGGAGAUGAUGAGAAUAAUAAACACUUCCACAAAAGCCGGGGCCACCCAGGUAAUUCUGAGUGACAAUGGAGCGCCGGCUUUGACCUAUGAGCGACCCGAGCAGCCUCUGGAUCUAAUCACAGAAGCCUGUACUAACUUUGGACUGGCACUGGGAACAGAGAUACAUUUAGCACUAAACUGUGCCGCCCCUGAGCUAAUGGACUAUUCUAAAGGAAAGUAUGAAGUUGCAACAGGAGUUCUGAAGUCUCCAGAUGAAUUAGUAGAUAUGUACCAGAGCCUCAUCAGUAAAUACCCAGCAGUGGUGGCCUUAAUUGAUCCAUUUAGGAGAGAGGACGUAGACCAAUGGGAGAAGCUGAGCAGUGUGAUUGGAGACUCAUGUUCGCUGCUCUCUGAUAUCACCUACAAGUCAAAGGCCCCACCCUUACCAGGAGUCAGAGGCCACAUCUUAAAACACAUCUGUGAAACAACAGUCAGUGAUUUAAUCCGAAUCACAUCAGAGCACCAAGGGACAGCGUUAAUGGGAACAACAUGCAGCGAGCCCUGCAGUAAUGACUCUUUGUCAGAUAUAGCUGUGGGUCUGGGCCUGGAC
Messenger RNA from Morone saxatilis (striped sea-bass), 1438 nucleotides. It is a transcript of the gene eno4, whose product is annotated as enolase 4. The annotation marks the transcript as partial. NCBI's taxonomy places the organism in Eukaryota, Metazoa, Chordata, Actinopteri, Moronidae. The transcript has 12 exons. The record is from RefSeq and is a predicted model, not a curated record. Gene Ontology annotation, cellular component: phosphopyruvate hydratase complex. Gene Ontology annotation, biological process: glycolytic process. Gene Ontology annotation, molecular function: phosphopyruvate hydratase activity; magnesium ion binding.